Molecule: messenger RNA, 1014 nt
Organism: Triticum turgidum subsp. durum (durum wheat)
Lineage: Eukaryota; Viridiplantae; Streptophyta; Magnoliopsida; Poales; Poaceae
Source: the annotation of a GenBank genome assembly
AUGGUGAAGGACACCGCGUACUACGACACCUUGGGGGUCAGCACUGACGCCGCCGCCGCCGAGAUCAAGAAGGCGUAUUACCUCAAGGCCAAGAUGGUUCACCCGGACAAGAAUCCCGGGAACCCCGAUGCCGCGCGAAAGUUUCAGGAGUUAGGUGAGGCCUAUCAAGUCCUAAGUGAUCCUGCGAAAAGGGAGUCUUAUGAUAAGCGUGGAAAAGAAGGUUUAUCCCAGGAUAAUAUGAUUGAUCCAACUACUGUCUUUGGGAUGCUUUUUGGGAGUGACUACUUUCAAGAUUAUGUUGGCCAGCUUGCAUUGGCAUCCGUGGCUUCCGUGGAGAGUGAGGAAGAUUCGGGUAGUCCAGAGGCAAGGGCAAGGAUUCAAGAGAAAAUAAAGUUGUUGCAAACGGAAAGAGAGCAAAAACUUAUUCUGAGCCUUAAGAAUCGAAUUCAACCAUACGUCGAUGGACAGCAAAAGGAAUUUGGCGACUGGGCAAGUGCAGAAGCUGAACGCUUGUCUCAAGCCGCUUUUGGUGAGGCUAUGCUUCACACCAUUGGCUACAUAUAUGUUCGACAAGCAGCAAGAGAACUUGGAAAAAGCAAAAUGUAUAUGGGCGUGCCAUUCAUUGCUGAGUGGGUAAGGGACAAGGGCCACCAUGUAAAGUCACAGGUUAAUGCAGCUUCAGGUGCAAUUGCUCUGAUACAAUUACAAGAGGGGAUGAAAAAGAUUGAGGAUGGUGACAACAAGGAAGAGCAGAUACUGAAGAGUAUUGAGGAGAAAAAGGAUGCCAUGCUUAAUUCUUUGUGGAAAAUUAAUGUGGUUGACAUUGAGUCAACGUUAUGGCGUGUCUGUCGAGCAUUUUUGAGAGAGAAUGCUGUCUCCAAAGAUGUUCUCACGUUGCGAGCAAAAGGACUGAAAAAGCUGGGGACAAUAUUCCAAGGCGCGAAAUCACCCUACCAUCGCGAGAACAGCCUGCGUGUUGAACGUCGCACGGCGGAGGAGACGCCGUCGAACUGA